AUGAUUAAGAAGCUAAGCAAUAUGGAUUACAAGCAGGAUCGGGAGAGAUGUGGACAAUACAUUAAAGCUCUUGAAGAAGAACGCCGCAAGAUUCAUGUGUUCCAACGUGAACUUCCUCUUUGCUUAGACCUUGUAACACAAGCAAUCGAGGCAUGCAAGAGGGAGUUACCGGAAACAGCCACAAAAAAUAUGUACGGGCAAUCAGAGUGCUCGGAACAGACGACCAGAGAAUUUAGGCCUGUCUUGGAGCAAUUUCUAACCAUUAAAGAAUCCUUGACCUCCAAUGAAGAAGAAGAAUUUGACGAUGAGCAUGGAAAUCACGAUACUGACAAUGAUUCUGAGGAUAAAAACAUGAAAUCUGAUUGGCUUAAGUCUGUUCAGCUCUGGAACCAACCCGACCCUCUUCUCCCAAAAGAGGAAGGAUCACAAGAGAAGAUGGUGGACACGGUGAUGAAGGAAAAUGAAAGUAUGAAGAGAGAAUUCAUGGCUAAUGGUGGUGAAAGAAGGAAGAGAGAGGCGGAGAAAGAUGGAGGAAGAAAGCAGAGAAGGUGCUGGUCGUCGCAGUUGCAUAGACGCUUCUUGAACGCUCUUCAGCACUUAGGUGGACCUCAUGUAGCUACGCCAAAGCAAAUUAGGGAGUUAAUGAAGGUUGAUGGAUUAACUAAUGAUGAAGUCAAAAGCCAUUUACAGAAAUAUAGACUGCAUACAAGAAGGCCAAGCCAAACAGUCGCUAACAACGGAAACACUCAAACGCAACAUCUCGUAGUCGUCAAGGGCUUAUGGCUUCCACAAUCUGACUACUCUACUGGAAGAAUCACCGGAGGAGCCACAGCUAGUGGCACUACCGCCACCACUGGGAUAUAUGGAGCAAUGGCUGCACCACCACUGCCACGGUGGCCGAGCCAUUCCAGUUUUAGACCGUCCAUUAUUGUGGAAGAAAAAGGAUCGGGAAGCCAUAGCGAAGAGAUGGUGGUCCGAUGUAGCUCGCCAGCGAUGUCUUCUUCUACCCGCAACCAUUACGUCAAGAAUAUUUAGUUUUUUCUCUCUUUUUUCUUUCUCUCCCUAAUGUUUUGGUUAGUUUUAUUAUAUAAUAUAAUACUAUUUUUGUUCUUUUUCAAAUUAGAAUUUGACACCGUGAGGAAAAGAGUGUAUAGAGGUUUGCACCGAAUAGUUCCAUUUUUAUUUUGCAGUUGAUGUGCAUCUUAUUCGUUUCUUUUUCCAAUUUUGCUGACUUUUUUUUUUUUUUUUUUUAAAGUAUGCACAUGCAUGAUAAAUAUAUGGAAACGGAAUUGCG
Molecule: messenger RNA, 1294 nt
Organism: Eruca vesicaria subsp. sativa (arugula)
Lineage: Eukaryota; Viridiplantae; Streptophyta; Magnoliopsida; Brassicales; Brassicaceae
Source: the annotation of a GenBank genome assembly